GUCCAGGACACAUAGUGGAUGUUUGUAGGAAAAUACUAAAGUGAUUGGGAAGACUUUAAACGCACGAGAACAAGAUAUGGAGUUUUGACUUCACGUCAAAGAUAACCCAUUUUUGUCAAUCACAUAUUUUGUACCAGCGCAUCGUUACUCAGGAGAGAAAAAAAAAUUAACUUCGGCUACCAAAUUCUCCAAAUCUCGCCACACCACCGGGAUGUUUCGAUGGGACCAGUAACUCCAAAAGGUCCUUUAAGGGGCUCUAAGAUGCCAGUUGUGACCCUCCCAGGUUGAGCAGUCUUGCCUCCCUCUGCUUUGUCCAGUGCUGUGGCGCCCUCUGCUGUGGCAGGAUGGGGAACAUACUGGAGGAAGGGAUGAAUACUGUCAUCGUCAGCCACUACAACCACUCUGGGAAGUGGGACCGGCCUCGCAGCGGCAGUGUCUGCAAGAUGGCUGUGCUGCUCUUCAUCUGCGUGCUGAUUGUUCUGGAGAACAUUAUGGUCUUGCUCGCACUCUGGAGGAACAAGCGCUUCCACAGCCGAAUGUACUUUCUCAUUGGAAACCUGGCGCUGUCAGACCUGCUGGCUGGUGUGGCCUACGUAGUUAACAUCUAUACCUCAGGGCGCAACACCUUCUUCUUGACACCAGUGCAGUGGCUUGCCAGAGAAGGGAGCAUGUUUGUGGCCCUCAGUGCAUCCACUUUCAGCCUUCUGGCCAUUGGGAUUGAGAGGCACAUGACUAUGGUGCGUUUGCGUCCAUGUGAGACAGCAGGUCGGGGGAGACUUCUGGGAUUGCUGGCAGCCUGCUGGCUUGUGUCAGUGCUGCUCAGUGCCUUGCCCAGCAUGGGCUGGAACUGCCAGAACAAUCUAGCCUCCUGCUCCACAGUGCUGCCGCUCUAUGCUAAGAGCUAUGUGGCCUUCUGCAUCAGUGUGUUCAGCGCCCUGUUGGUAGCCAUCAUUAUCCUCUACAUCAGGAUAUACCGCCUGGUGACCUCUAGCGGCCGCAGGGUGAGCAGCCGGCCUUCAGAGCGCUCACUGGCCCUGCUGAGGACAGUGGUUAUUGUUCUUGGGGUGUUUGUCAUGUGCUGGACCCCCCUCUUCCUCCUGCUGCUGCUGGAUGUUGGUUGUAGCCCAGAUAAGUGCCCUGUGCUCUACCAGGUGGACUGGUUCAUCGCCCUGGCUGUGCUCAACUCUGCCCUCAACCCUCUGAUAUACACUCUGUCCAGCAGGGAGAUGAGGGCGGCUUUCUUCCGGCUGCUGUGUUGCUGUCAGACCAGCAUGGAAUCCACCGGUAUUCCUGUAGUGGGAAACCCCCACCUGGGCACAGUCAUCCCCACAGUGGAGAACAGCAAGACCAGUCUGGGUGGAGGAGGGGGCAGUGGGGUUGGCAAAUCCACGCUGAGUAGAGGGAAGGUUCCCCCACCUAUGAUCUCUGACAAUAAGCAUGGAAAUCCCUCAGCCACUGCUGUGCCUCAUACCUCUGGACCUGCAGACCUGCUCUCAGCUGUGCUUGUGAAGGCGGGGGCACUGCCCACCCUCAGCAAGUUCUGAGCAGAAGCACCUUAAUGACGCCUUACAGUCACACAGAAGUAGACAGUGACGGUCCUGCUAUCAGCCACUUUUUGUUUAUGCACUAUGGCCAGUGUAGCACGGAUAGGAUGAAGGAAUGACAUUCACUUGGAACCAAUAAAUGCAGAUUGCAAAUUAGAGUACUAUCAAAAUCACUUAAAGCCACUAUUUACAACAACUAAACAAUAUUAUUUACAACACCAGAGUAACAGUAUGUUGUGUUUGUCUUAAUUAAUACUAAUUUUUCACGAUUAUGAAAUACAAUUAGACAGUUUUGUGGACAUAAACCAAGCCCCAAAUUAAAUCUAUUGGUUUAAUUCAUGUCUGUGAUGGCAGUCGUGGUAAUUAUUCAAGCAACAAGAGUAUAAUUGUCUAUCAAUGUGUUUAUUUUAUUUUUUAUUUUAUCAUUAGAAGCAGAAAAGAUCAAAUUGCAUGUGCUAUAUGCAAGUACUCUUAAAACACCUGCAUUUCCCAUCACAGCUUGACCUGGUAAACUAUUUAUUUUCUGUGAAAACAUUUGCCAUCUUAAUACUAUUAGUAUAAUUUUUUGGUAUAGUUGGUGCGCAGAAAAAACAUCAUGGUACUGGGACGUUAUUAUUGAUUUUGUUAUAAUCUGAGUAUGCACUGUCAGAGAAAGCAAGACCAAAAGGUCAGACUAGCGGCCUCAUGAGGCUGUGAUGCUCACUACACAGCAGAAAACAAAAUUGUUGGAUGAAUUUAAAAAAAAAUGGAGAGACAACAUUGCUAUGAUUAGAUAAUUACCACCACUAGUCAGGAAAGAAGGAAAGAAUUGUCCUGACAGUGGUGCUACACCAGAGUUAUGUUUUGACUUAAAUCAGUAUCUCUACAGUGGCCAUUUCAAGACAUUUCAGGUUCCCCUCCACAACACCACACCUGACUCACCUUUCAUUGGUCUCAGCUCUACGAUAUCAGCAUCAGCUGCACUGUGAGCUAAAUUAGCAUGGCUAAUAACUGCACAUCAGCACAUCUAGAAACCACUCACAUCAACUAACCACUAGAGAAUAGGAGUGUUGGAUGUGAAUUAUUUAAUGGUGGUAGACUGUAAAUGACAUUUCUGCCUAGGGUGGUGUAGUGCCUGAUACCAUUAUAUAGCAAAUAAAAUAAAAUCCUAUUGCCUUUUA
Messenger RNA from Micropterus dolomieu (smallmouth bass), 2704 nucleotides. It is a transcript of the gene s1pr3a, whose product is annotated as sphingosine-1-phosphate receptor 3a. Gene Ontology annotation, biological process: G protein-coupled receptor signaling pathway. NCBI's taxonomy places the organism in Eukaryota, Metazoa, Chordata, Actinopteri, Centrarchiformes, Centrarchidae. The transcript is spliced from 2 exons. Gene Ontology annotation, molecular function: sphingosine-1-phosphate receptor activity. Gene Ontology annotation, cellular component: membrane. The record is from RefSeq and is a predicted model, not a curated record. The coding region runs from base 345 to 1544 and encodes 399 amino acids.